Molecule: messenger RNA, 2543 nt
Organism: Caenorhabditis sp. 36 PRJEB53466
Lineage: Eukaryota; Metazoa; Nematoda; Chromadorea; Rhabditida; Rhabditidae
Source: the annotation of a GenBank genome assembly
AUGAUCCACCAUCCAGUCUAUUUCUACGGCGACACUACGUCCAUGGAUCUGCGCAAGAACUCGACCGGACAGUCGACGAGCCGCUUCCAACGGUUCCAGCUGCUCAAGGUGGUGUCGCCGGAGCACAACCGAUACGGUCAAUUCAAGAAGCGCCUCACUAAAUGACGCCUUCUCACCGCCCGCGGUCUCACGUGCCGACGAUUCCUCCCGCGACCUCCAAUCCUUUCCGUUUCUCUCCAUCUGUACACUUCCCGCCCGAGGGACCUGUAAAUAUGAUAUUUUUGCAUUGGUUUCCGUCUAGAUUUUGUCUUCUUUGCCCAUAUUUAUUUGUGUUCAAACAAUUGUAUAUUUGUGUCUGUACAUUCCAUGAUAUUUUGCCGCUGGUUGGUCAUAUUCUCUCAUCUUUUCUUGCUAUGAUGAUUUGCAAUAUUUCCCUGCGAUCUCAUCGUUCAUUUGUUCAAUUUGAUUCACAUUUUUCUCGGUUCUAUGUUAUUUUUCAUUGCGACGAGUGCAUUUAUUUUUGAUCGAACGGAUAAAGUAUUUAUUUGGAAUAACUUGUUGGGAACAAAACCAGAUCUGCCUUAUCAAAACAGAUGAAUACUGGGAGGCCGUCAGGGUGGUUACAGUACUAUUUUCGAAAUUUGAUAACGACACGUUUAUUGACGUAUGGAGAAAUUCGACAAACCUCCGAGAUAUCAGGCCCAGCCCAAAUUUUUUAGGCGUAUGAGACAUCGCUACUUUGAAGAACACCGUUGACUUUUACUGUUACAAACAGCCAAUGCAUGCCUUGGAAAUGAACAAUUCCAUUCAGAGACUUUUCGUGUUUUGUGUUUACUUAUCACAGAUUCAUCAGACACUGAAAGUGCAAAAUGUGACACUGUUUACUGAUCUUUGACUUUAAACAUUCGAAAGUCGCUUUUCACGGCGAGCUUCAAUCGGAUUCAGGCUUCACUUCGAAAUCUACAAUAAAAUUGAGUGACAAAUCGGUUUAAUUUGUGUUCUGAUUGCAAACUUCAAGUACUUACGUUUCUUGAUAAAUUUCAGCCGAGUCAGCGCUCCUCCAAACGGAAUUUCAACAGAAACUCAUGUUCCACGCACAGAAGAAUGUCACGAGGAAUUCUGAUUUGAUUUUUGAGCUGACCUUGCAAAUCGUAUAUACUUUGUAGUGGGCACAAUGCCAACUGCCACAGUCUCUCGCGUUCCAACGAUAGAAGUGUACUUGUGCCUUCCGUUUUUCCCUGUUUACUACGUGCCCACGUGGGCUGUUAUUCGUUUUGGCGGUACUUAUUAAAUGUUCAAUAGUAAACUGUCUAGUGUCCUAUUACAGAGAUAAUAAGGUCAGAAAGUCGCGUGGUUUAGUGAUCGCUGAAAAAUUGCUAAAUUUCCCACGCUGGCCGCGUGUUUUAUAACGCGGCCGCGGACUAGACCCGGCCAACAAUGCAAGGGCGCUCUGCUGAACCAACGGGCGAUCUCAUUUUUUAAUCACAAUUUUCAUAGAAAAAACACCGUUUUGAUCUGUUUUUGAUUAUUUUUCUCAAUAAUUCGGUCAAAAAACUAUUAACUGUGCCACUUUACAUUCGGAUCCUAGCUUUUAUCUUGGACCAUGCCAUAAUCGGCCUUCAGUUAGGACAAUGCCUUUUCCAGCCUUGUUUUGUUCAUUUCUUGUCGUCUGAGUUAUUUCAAGUAAUCAGUCGUUAUUUUCAGAGGGUAAAAUGUUGGCUCGCACUAUCCAAAGAUUCUCCACUGUCGCUCGUCGCGGAUACGCUGCCGCCGCCGCUGCCCCAGCCAAGAACGCCAACCCAGAUGAGCUUCGUCUCACUUUUGCCUCUCCCGACAUUGUAUUAUCUCUUUCGUUUUGUUUUUCUUCAAAUGUUGGUUUUACAGGCUCUCUUCAGCAAUGCCGUCGUCAAGCAGGUUGAUGUGCCAACCCUGGCCGGUAUGGUUGGUGUUCUCGCUAACCACGUCCCAACCAUUGGUGUCCUCAAGCCAGGAGUUGUCUCCGUCACAACUGCUGAAGGUUUCGAAUGCAACGAUUCAGUGAGAUUCACAUAUUUGCGUUUUAGGAGCCGUCCAGCGCGUCUUUGUUUCGUCGGGAACCCUCUCCGUGAACAUUGACGGAUCGUGCCAGGUUCUUGCUGAGGAAAUUCUGAAGGUUGAGGAGAUCGAUGAGUCCGCUGCCCGUACGGAGCUUGAUGCUGCCCAGAAAGCCUCCGGAGAAGGAAGCGAGGUUGCCCGUGCUGAAGCCCAAAUCCGUGUCGAAGUAAGUUAGCAUUCUGCGUACAUUCAAUCUAGUGAAAAGGGUAGCGACGGCUGAUUUCGAAAUCGGUCGUAAAAUACGAUUUUUAUUAUUGUUACAGUUUGUUGCUUCGAGCUCCUUCUAAGAAACUAGGGCUGAAAAUUUUAAUCGCUCAUAAAAAAAGUCGUUAAAAAGAACGCUGAAACUGUACUCAAACGGUCGCGCCAUCAUGAAAUCCUUAAGGGAUCGAAUAUACCUUUUUCAGGUUGCUGAAGCUCUGAUCAAGGCUGCCACGAACCAGCAGUAA